AUGGCGGAUGAUUUAGACAAAUUUAUUGAAGAUCAGAAGGCCAGGUUGGCACAAGAUAAGGCAGAACUUGAAGAUGAUCCCCCUUACAUGGAAAUGAGGAAUACGGAGUCGGAGAAGUUUUCUGAGAAGAGCAAAAUGUUAAUCUCCAUGGCUAAAGAAAAUAUACCUCCAAAUAGUCAACAGAACUAUCCUUUAGGUGGUUAUGGCUUGAGUUUACCUCUUGGAGAAGAAUAUGAACGAAAAAAGCAUAAACUCAAAGAGGAGCUUCGACAAGAUUAUAGGCGAUAUCUUUCUCAGGGUAUUUCACAGGCAAAAAGAAAGAAAAAUUAUCUGACUACUGGUGAAGUAGAUCCAUAUACUCAGGGAUUGUCUCUUCCUAUUGAUGAGAGAAGAUCUGCCAAGGAGAAACUACGGCUUGAAAGAAACAAGGAUUACAAUCAAUAUCUCAGAGAUAAAGAAGAAUGGAAUGAAAGGCUGAGGAAAUUAGGGAAGAAAAACACAGAGAAUGAGAUGGACAGGAAUAAAAAACCUACUGCUGUUACCAGGCUCCAGCCAGAACUACGUACAGAAGUACAGUCCUGUAAUACAGGUGCAGAACCUCCCAAGAAGGAUGCCUUUACUUCUACAGAAGCUUAUGAAGAGCUGCUAAAUAAGAGAUGGCUGGAGGAAGACAGGUAUCAUGGGAAGCAUCAUGGACUUGAUGAGGAUCAUGAUUUGGGUAGAAGAUACUACAGAAUGGACUAUGAUACUGAGAUAAGUGAAGAAGUAGACCCUAGAUUGAGAUGUGAAAGUGCUUACGACAGAAAACUUCCCCGUGUUUCUUAUGCUGAAAGAAAUCAGGUACAAAUUAGUUCUUCAGCUAAUGAACAGGCCAAGUCUGCAGCUGAAAUGCCAUAUGCAACAGGCCUUGUUCUUGGUGGUCAGAACCCAGAACUUCUCCAAAGGAAAAAAGAGAAAUACAGGCAAGAACUUAUAGAACAGAUGGCUGAGCAACAGCGAAAUAAGAGACGUGAGAAGGAACUUGAGCUCUCAGUUGCUGCUUCUGGAGCUCAAGACCCAGAAAAGAAUCCAAAUAGAUUGAAGCAGUUUGGCUUGACAGCGAGAGCUUCUGAAGAGAAAGUACCUCCUGAAAGGCCUAGGGUGGCUUUCCAAACUCCAGUGCCUGUCCCUUCAGCCUCUCCAGUGAAUGAAGACUUUCACAGGGGGCUAGCAAGCACUCUUGGUGAAAUAGUAGCUCCCAGACUUGCACCAAUGCCACCGCCUCCACCACCACUUUUGACAGACAACUAUAGAACGCCUUAUGAUGACGCAUAUUACUUUUAUGGGGUUAGGAAUCCUUUGGAUCCCAAUCUUGCAUAUUAUGGUACAGGUAUGAUGGGAAUGCAACCCACACCUAUUCUGGAUCCUCCUUUAGGCCAAGCCCCAGUAGAGCAAUCUGUAAGUAACAUUGGACAGAGGAAUACAGGAGACAGACAAAGAAGCAUAGGAGUAAUUUCUGAAGAAAAAACAAAGCCUUCCAAAGAGGCAACAUUAUCUUAUCAACAAGAAUUACAACAGCAGAUAAGAGAGAGGGAGGAACGGCGCAGACAAGAGAGAGAGGAGAAGGAACGCUAUGAAGCCAAGUUAGAAGCAGAAAUGAGGAAUUACAACCCCUGGGGAAAAGGUGGUGGUGGUGCUCCCCUCAGAGAUGCAAAAGGAAAUCUGAUAAGUAAUUUGAACAAAAUGGGAAACGCAGG
Molecule: messenger RNA, 1736 nt
Organism: Leptosomus discolor (cuckoo roller)
Lineage: Eukaryota; Metazoa; Chordata; Aves; Leptosomiformes; Leptosomidae
Source: RefSeq, a predicted model, not a curated record